This is a messenger RNA of Stegodyphus dumicola, 4924 nucleotides long. RefSeq names its product macrophage metalloelastase-like. NCBI's taxonomy places the organism in Eukaryota, Metazoa, Arthropoda, Arachnida, Araneae, Eresidae. Gene Ontology annotation, molecular function: metalloendopeptidase activity; zinc ion binding. The record is from RefSeq and is a predicted model, not a curated record. Gene Ontology annotation, biological process: proteolysis; collagen catabolic process; extracellular matrix organization. Gene Ontology annotation, cellular component: extracellular matrix.
UAGAUGUACCUUCAAAAAUAUGGUUAUAUGAAUGAAUCCAGUUCUAAUUCUGCCUCCCUUGUAAGUGAAGAAGCUGUCUCUUUGGCUAUUAAAGAUUUUCAGAGGUUCGCUGGCCUCGUGGAAACAGGAAAGCUUGACAACACGACCCUGACGAUGAUGAACUUACCCCGAUGUGGGGUUCGAGACAAGGUAGGCCACAGUGGUUCUGCACGCAAGAAGCGGUAUGCUUUGCAAGGAAGCAAGUGGCGCGUAACUGACUUGACGUAUCGAAUCAGCAAGUAUCCUCGCAGGCUCAAGGAUCGUCAAAAAGUGGACAAAGAGAUCGCCAAAGCAUUCAAGGUGUGGAGCGAUGUAACUAACCUGAAAUUCAUCCAUAAUGACAAAGGUCGAGUUCAUAUCGACGUUCGAUUCGAGGAAGGUGAACACGGCGAUGGGGAGAGGUUUGAUGGACCUGGUCGAACUCUGGCCCACGCAUUCUUUCCGCAAUAUGGAGGUGACGCCCACUUCGAUGACGAAGAAAAAUGGACCAUCAACCAAUAUUACGGAACGAAUCUAUUCCAAGUAGCUGCCCAUGAAUUCGGUCAUUCUUUAGGUUUGUCUCACUCAGACGUAAAGUCAUCUCUGAUGGCUCCUUUUUACAGAGGUUACGAACCUUCUUUUACACUGGAUGAAGAUGAUAUUCUGGGCAUUCAAGCUUUAUAUGGUCGACCUAGGAAAGAAUCUCCAUCUCCAACCCCCGGAUAUAAGCCGAGAUUGACACCUGACAUUAGUGGAUCACCAGAUUUAUGCCAAGAUCCUUCAUUUGAUGCCGCAACUAAAACUGAAGAUGGAAGGACCUAUGUUUUCAAAGGUGAUUAUUACUGGGAAAUACUUCAGACAGGAAUUGCUGACGGAUAUCCCCGAAAAAUAUCUGAAGACUGGUCUGGUUUACCGGGCAAUUUGGAUGCUGCUUUAACGUGGACAAAUGGCAAAACAUUCUUUUUUAAGAAAAAUCAGUAUUGGAGGUUCCGAAACAAGAAAAUGGAUUCGGGAUAUCCGAAAGAAAUAUCAGUUGGGUUCGAAGGCAUACCGAAUGACAUUGAUGCGGCUUUCGUCUGGAGCGGGAAUGGCAAGACCUACUUUUUCAAAGGUAGUAACUACUGGCGGUUUGAUAGUCGAAGUGAGCCGCCGGUCAGUUCACGAUACCCUCAGUCAAUUAGCAACUGGGAAGGUCUGCCCAACAAUAUUGAUGCCGCCUUGCAAUGGGUAAAUCAGAAAACCUAUUUCUUCAAAGGAAAAGUGUACUACCGAUUCAACGACAGAACUUUCUCGGUUGACAAUGCAGAUCCACCUUAUCCUCGAUCAACCUCUGUAUGGUGGUUCGAUUGUCAGUCACAGUCUGCGAGUAACGAAGAUCUGAGCAAAGCAUCUCUCAAAUCUGGGGACACAAAGCCUAUCUAUGUCGGUGGAGAUUCAGAAACAGGUAUGGCGUCCUCCACUGUCAGUCCAACAGAAGGUGAAUAUGUUGAUGAAGACCUCGUAGAUGGAUCGGAGAAGCUAGAUGUUGUACUUCAGCAGAAUGGUGUUGAAGGAACGACCAUUCCACGUCAAGAAGCACUGGAUGGUACUUCGGGUAGCUUGCCAUCUGUUACUGGUGUGCCUGCAUCUGUUUUGAUUCUGCUUGUUGUCCGGGAAGUUAUGAGAAGGCUAUUUUUAUGACUUUGACAGACCAGUGAAACAGUAUUUCUUGGAAUUCUUUAGUUUCAAGCUGGAUAACUGCGAUUUUAUUUUCCUAAAUAAUUUUCUGGUGCCAAGAGAAAAGAGAAAUUUUUCGGAAGUUGCUUUAUACCUCAUCUCUUUCACUCGGGGACAGUUGCUGGUUUCUGUGAUGCCUGGUGGCAAAAACUGAUGAAAUGGUUUUUAAUCUCCCGAAAGAUGCUGCUCUAUUCUCGAGAAAUGGAAUGAAAAGCUGGUAGAAAGGUACUUUAUUCAAUGCUUAGGCAUCAAAUGCUACAUUGAGAAUGAAAAUAAAAUUCGAAAUUCCAAAAGAGCUUGAAUAUGCUAGGCCAGUUAAAUCUGAAGAGAACAAGUGUUUAUGAAGUUGUUAGGAUUUAUUUGUUGUAGAAAGAAAUUAUCUUAAAAUGUUAAUUUUUAAUUGCGCUAAAUAGUAUUCUGAUAGCCAUCUAAUGUUUGCUGAGUUUCUGCGCGGGGUUUAUAAAGCAUACUUACUUUACACAAAUUCUGAUAGUGCCAACUUUAUUUUUAUAUCAGUUUACACUUGUGAAAUGUAAAUUAUGUGAGCAGUAUUAUAAAUUAGCUUUCUGACAUGUAUUUUUUCUGACUAUGAUUUGAAAAGGAAAUAAUGUAAUAUAGUUGGUUAGCAUGGAGUAUAAACUUAAAUUUGAUUAGUACAUGUCAAUAGAAAAAGGCAGGUAAUGGAUAUAAAGUGUGGCCUAUAUUUUGUUUCCUUUAUUCAUUGAUCUAAUGUUAAUUAGAUCAUUUUAAAUUAAUUUAUCAUUGCAUUGCUGAAGUAAAUAGAUCGAUUGUGCUGGAAAUAAGUAUUGUAAAGAGACAGAGUUUUUAAUAAGUAAAUUCCAAAAUUUACUAACGCCAUUAAUUAACUACAAAGGCUUCACAUAUUUAGUCAAGGAUCAGAAGGCAUUAUUCCACGUUUUUGCUUUUUCCUUUCAUAUAGUUACUAACAUCAAAAUAAACAAUAUAUGAAUAAUAAUUGAUAUCAGAAUGUGUAUUUAUUAAUUCGGUAUAUAUCUGAGAAAUUCUUCGGUAGUAAAAUUAUAUAAAAAAAUUUGGAAUACGUUAGAGUUACGGUUAUUUUUCAACUACAUACAAACAUAGCAAAAUCUCAACUAAACUGUAUAGUAGCAUAAUGAAAAAUCUUCAAAAAUUAUUUCGCAAAAACAGUUACUCAUACAUAAAAAUAAGUAUACAUUCGUACCUGUUUAUAAUUACAUUGUGUUAAUCAUUUCUGCUUGAAAUGGUAUUUAAAUUAACUGAAUUCAUAAAUUCAAUUCAUUCAUAAACAUAAUGAAUUCAUAAACAUAAUGAAAAAUCUUCUGAAAUUAUUUCGUAAACUAUUCAGACAUAAAAAUAAUUAUACAUUAAUAGUUUUCAAAACUGCGUUCUGCAAAUUUUUAUUUGAAGUGGAAUAUUUUUUUAAUUUUAAUGAAAUCUAUUAUUACGAUCCAAAAGUUAAAAUUAUCAUUACGAUGGUUAUUUCUUUUUUCAGCUAGAGUAGUGUUAUUUUUUUGUAUUUCUCAAUUCUUCUUUUUAGCUUUGAACCAGCAGAUGAGCAAGUGUGUAUUGAGCAAAGCUUUCCAAAUCCAGUUUUUCAUCUAUUUUUAAUCAGUCACACUAACUUAGGUAUAAUGUCAUUUAGAUGCUUUGAUUCCGUUCUUUUUUUCAGAAUUUAUGCAAUUAUAUAAAGCUUUUGAAAUUAAUAUAUUGCAUAAUUUUUCCGAUUCCUUUUUUACCCCAACAAAAGAGGGAAAGAGAUGAAACAUGAGCCUUUUAUGGAAGAAAUAUUAGCAAUUCAUAUCUUUCGUGUGCUUCCUUCUCUUUUUUUUUUUUUAUAAAUGCUGUUGAAAUCUGAAAUAUCUGCUGUGAUUAAAAAUUGAGAUUUUUCGACUAUCAGAUUUUCUCCAUUAAAGAAGAACGAAAUUUGAACUAUAAUAUAUUUUUAUAUGCAGUUUAUGAGAAGAUCGCUUUCAAAAUAUUUUUUCUUGCUGAUAUUUCUUGAACAUAACACUAAAACUUAUAUUUGAAUAAAUAGUUCAUUUGGUAAUUUCAUUUGCUUCUUCAAAGAUACUUUUUUCUAUUAAAGAAAUAACGUUUGAAAUUUCAUUUAAUUAAUUUCUAAUUUAAAUAUUUCAUCUAUGACUACCCCUAUCUGAAUCUUUCCUUUUUUCAACAUUUUAUCUUUUCUAUCUGAAAUCAAAAUAAAUUUCGAUACGACAAUAGCAAAUACUAAACGUUUUAAUGGUGUAAUAUUGUGAUUUUUUUUUAUUUUUGGACUUUCAGUACAAUAUAUGUUUUGUUUCUUGGUUUAGUAGACCAGUGUGAAGCAGCGUAUUUUUCUUUCAUUUGCUGUGAUAUAAUUAAUUUUUAGACUGUAUAAAUGAAUCCCUUGCUUUUAACCUUUGUAGCCAUUGAAGAUACUCCUUCUUAGUGUAUUGUCUACAAUAAUUUUUCAAUUAAUGUUUAGAAUUAAAAUUAUGCAGCCUAAAAUUGAUAAAUCUGUAUUCAAUUGAUCUGUAUCUAUAUUAUGAAUGAAAAGAGACUGCAUAUGAAGAAAUGGAAGGAAAAGUAUAAAUGUAGAAGAACGUACAUGAGAUGAUAAAGUCGCGAGAUCUAAUGGACUCUUCCCGUAAAAAUUCCUGCUGGCCAGGUCAGGCUGAUUGUCUGAAACCAAGAUAAAAAGGACUCAUUAGAAUCUUCAGCCUGUUUCUUAAGUUCAUGAUUUUUGUUUCAUUGCUUAAAUUUGUCAUAACUAAGUCAUUUUGUUACAUAAACAUUGCAUAAAUACUACACAUACUUGUACCAAUUUGUUUUUGUGAUGACUCUCAACUAACUGAGAAGUUAGUUGAGAGUAUAACUGAGAAGUAUGUCCAGGCUUAUUAAGAGUGCAUUGUUUAUAUUUGUAUCUUUUUCUUAUAGCUUGAAUUUUCUUUUAUUUAAGUGACACUGUAAUAUUAACUUUUGUAUGCAGUUAAGUGGAAACUUAAAAUGCAUAAGUAAUGUUUCCUACAAGUUCUGUGCUCUGGUAACAUAGAACUUUGUAUUUAUAAAGAUUAAUUUUCCAUUUUGAUGAAUGGCAUUGUUAUAUACACCAUAUACUGUCAGCUGUAUAUAUAUAACUUAUUGUUGCAUUGAACCUCUUUCUUGUUACAUGACAGUCAUAAUAUUUCCAAUAAAGAUCUGAAAUGCA